AUAUUGGAUUCAUUUUUCUCCUGAUUUUUCACUGAAUGGAAUGAAGAUUUGGAUAAUGGUCUUCUUGAUGCAUACACAUUGUGGGUGGAGGUCUCUUCUGGAUAGUACUGGAAAUUGUGGUAACUGUGAUUGAUUGUUUGAAUAGUUAUGGCAAAUUCAAAGUUGCCAGUCGAGCAAAAUUUGGAUUCAUCAUUAGUGGCAGAUGGGUAUGAGGGGAUUGGACAUGAUCACAAUUUGGCUAUGGAUUCGAGUCAUAAUUCAGGUUCGGGUGACUUGCAUAUGGGUACUCACGGUAACCCCAACUUGGGUUGGGAACAUGCAAAUGGUGAUGGACUAGAGCUUGGUUAUACCAAGGAGAAUCACAUAGCUCCUCAAAAUCCAUACAUUCAUCAGGUUAAAGAUGAUGGAGAAUAUUUAGAUAGAGUUGAUAAUCCUGCUGGUGUUAACAACCUUAAUGGCGAUAUUCAGGCCUAUGAUAAUCAACUCGCUCUUAGUCAUCACUUGGCUUUGUCAGAGAAUCAUGAAAUGACCAAUGUUGGUUUCGGAAACCAGGAUGUUGCUGAGAAUGUAGAUGUAAAUAUGGAGGAAAAUCAGGAGAGGAGUAAUGUAGUGACAACAGAAAGUGUUGAGCAGGCUGAGUUAGUGUUAGAUCCUCCUGUCCUUCAAAUCCGAUCUUUAGCUCAAAUGGAGAACCAUGAAUUGACAAUUGGACAAGAGUUCCCUGAUGCAAAGAGCUGCCGGAGGGCAGUGAGAAAUGCUGCAAUUGCUCUGCGGUUUGAGGUCCAGACUUUCAAGUCAGACAAGACUCGUUUCACAGCUAAAUGUGCAACAGAAGGAUGUCCUUGGCGAAUCCAUGCUGCUAAGCUUCCAGGGCUUCCUACCUUCUCAAUUAGGACUAUCCAUGACCAUCAUACUUGUGUUGGGAUUGCACAUUUGGGUCAUCAACAAGCCUCAGUUCAAUGGGUUGCAGAUACAUUGGCAGAACAUAUCAAGCAAAAUCCCCAAUGCAAACCAAAGGAGAUACUCGAAGAAAUUCACCGGGUUCAUGGGAUUACACUAUCAUACAAGCAAGCCUGGAGGGGAAAAGAACGGAUCAUGGCUGCUAUUCGCGGCUCAUUCGAGGAAGAUUAUCGCCUUCUUCCUCAGUAUUGUGAUCAAGUUCAAAAAGCAAAUCCUGGGAGCAUUGCACUGGUUUAUAGCAACCCUAAUGAUGGCAGUUUUCAGCACUUAUUUAUUUCCUUUCAAGCAUCAAUCUAUGGGUUCCUAAAUGCCUGCCGACCCCUCAUUGGACUUGAUAAAACUUGUUUGAAAAGCAAGGACCUUGGCAGCAUACUUCUUGCCACUGGUUUUGAUGGAGAAGGUGCUGUUUUUCCUUUAGCAUUUGCAGUGGUUGAUGAGGAAAAUGAUGAUAACUGGACGUGGUUCCUCUUCGAGUUACAUAAGCUGCUCGAGAUCAACACAGAUAACAUGCCAAAGCUCACAAUUUUAUCAAACCGGAAGAGAUGUAUCGUGGAUGGCGUAGAAGCCAACUUCCCAACUGCAUUCCAUGGAUUCUGCUUACAUUAUCUGGCUGAAAGUUUCCACAAGGAAUUCAACAAUUCAAUACUACUUCCCCUUUUUUGGGAAGCUGCAGCUGCUCUCACAGUCAUCGAAUUCGAAACAAAAAUCCUUGAAAUUCAACACAUAUCACCAAGUGCAGCCUUGUGGAUUCAAAACAUUCCUUAUACCUUAUGGACAACAUCACAUUUUGAAGGAAAAAGG
Molecule: messenger RNA, 1761 nt
Organism: Carica papaya (papaya)
Lineage: Eukaryota; Viridiplantae; Streptophyta; Magnoliopsida; Brassicales; Caricaceae
Source: RefSeq, a predicted model, not a curated record